Alternaria postmessia is the source of this 321-nucleotide messenger RNA. RefSeq lists its product as uncharacterized. Lineage: Eukaryota; Fungi; Ascomycota; Dothideomycetes; Pleosporales; Pleosporaceae. The transcript has a single exon. Bases 1 to 321 code for a protein of 106 amino acids. The record is from RefSeq and is a predicted model, not a curated record.
AUGAUUCAAACAGCAAUCCUCCUUCUCGCACUUCUUAACAACGCAACCGCCCAUCCUCUCAUUAAGCGCGACGAAUACGCAAUCCCAGAGACCGUCAUCAUCCUCCUCAUCAUGCUAGGCGCCGGUAUAUGUGUUUGCGUCGGCUAUGCCAUAAACGCGACCUUUGGUUUCAGGGAGGACGGCAACGGCAUGAAGCCGAUGACGCCAGAACAACAGGAAUACAUGGCUCAGGUUCGGGUUACGAACAUGAAUGGAUUGAUGGCGGAGGGUGCGAGAAGCCAUCGAGGUGGACUGAGGAGAGGGGAAGUGGUGUAUGAUUAG